This is a messenger RNA of Lactuca sativa (garden lettuce), 918 nucleotides long. Its product is annotated as protein S40-4. The record is from RefSeq and is a predicted model, not a curated record. Lineage: Eukaryota; Viridiplantae; Streptophyta; Magnoliopsida; Asterales; Asteraceae.
CCACCUAAGGCCAACCAAUCAAUCUUUCAUACCCACUAUUUUUUCCCAGAAAACAUAAAGAAACAACACCAUCUUUUUUAGAUUAAUUCUUCUAACAAUUUUCUCUGAAAUGGCAACAAGAAAAUUCCACCACCACCACCAUGAUCAAAGGCCAAAAUUCCUUUAUCUCGGUGGUGGUGGUGGUGACCGGAGAAUCAAUGGAGUUGAUGCCGAGGGUUUUGAGAUGAACGAAUCCGACCUGUGGAGCACCGGAGUUGAAGAUCAUGCAAACGAGCCUCAAAACCUCAUCUCACGAAGAUCAAAGUUUCCAUUGAAAACUCAUCAUCAAAGAAAAGUACCCAUGGAGGCGGCGAAGUCAUUGCCGGUCAAUGUACCGGACUGGUCAAAGAUUUUAAGAGAUGAGUACAAACAUGAUGAUCAUGGGAGGAGAGAGAAUGAUUAUGAUCAUGAUCAUGUGGGGUUCGAUGUUGAUGAUGAUGAUGAUGAAGAUGAUGAAAGAUUGCCCCCCCAUGAGUAUUUAGCAAGAACUAGGAUUGCUUCAUUUUCUGUUCAUGAAGGUCUUGGAAGAACACUAAAAGGCAGAGAUUUGAGUAGGGUUAGAAAUGCGAUUUGGAAGCAAACCGGUUUUGAACAAGAUUAGUACGUACACUCUGACACAUUUGGGGUCCACUUAACCAAGUUAUGAUCGAGCUUAAACUACGUACACAUGUGAAGAAAAAAAAGAUGUUUGUGUUCAGAAUUUAAUUGCUUAGAGUAGACCAUGUAUGAAAACGUUGAAGAUGAAUGUGUCAUGUUUAGUGAAAAGAGGUAUAAAAUGACAUCUAGUCAAUAAUCAGGUUAACAUUAAUCGAUCAUUUGUAAGUCUAACAUUAUCGAUCUAUCUUACUCGUAAAUCACAAAAUCAUAUUUCAUUUUGUA